AAAGACUUUGGAAGAGCAAAGCUUCCAAGCUUUAUACUUUAGCAUAAGUUUUUCUCUUCGUGGAACUUUAGAAAAUGGAUGGGAAGAUGAGUUGGACAGUUGCAGAUGCCGUAGACUAUAAAGGCUUCCCAGCUGACAGGUCCAAAACAGGCGGUUGGGUGCCUGCAGCUCUUAUUUUAGGGAUUGAAAUAGUUGAGAGGCUCUCCACCAUGGGGAUUGCAGUCAACCUGGUGACAUACAUGAUUGGAAUCAUGCAUCUGCCAAGCUCUGCUGCAGCCAAUACUGUGACUGACUUCAUGGGCACAUCAUUUCUCCUGUGUUUGCUGGGAGGUUUUCUAGCAGAUUCCUUCCUUGGAAGAUACAAAACAAUUGGGAUCUUUGCUUCAAUACAAACACUGGGUACUGCUACACUAGCAAUCUCAACAAAAUUGCCACAGCUACGUCCACCACCUUGCCAUGCUAACAGUGACAGUUGCAAAGCAGCCAAUGGAUUCCAAAUGGGAAUCUUAUACUUGGCUCUAUACCUUAUUGCACUAGGAACUGGUGGCCUCAAGUCUAGUGUUUCAGGAUUUGGGUCUGACCAAUUUGAUGAGAAAGAUGAGAAGGAGAAAUCCCAAAUGGCCUAUUUCUUCAACAGGUUUUUCUUCUUCAUUAGUUUCGGAACACUGGCAGCUGUCACAGUACUUGUCUAUAUACAAGAUGAAGUGAGUCGCAGUUGGGCUUAUGGAAUAUGUUCUGUUUCUAUGGUCAUAGCCAUUUUGGUGUUCUUAUCAGGAACUAAAAGAUACAGAUACAAGAAGAGUUUGGGAAGCCCCAUUGUCCAUAUUUGUCAAGUUAUUGUUGCAGCAAUGAAGAAAAGGAAGAUACAACUCCCUUACCAUGUUGGCUCUUUGUAUGAGGACACUCCUGAGGGUUCAAGAAUAGAGCACAGUGAUCAGUUUCGUUUCUUGGAGAGAGCAGCUAUUAUAGCAGAAGGUGACUUUGAGACAAAUUUAUCUGGUUCUGCUCCAAACCCAUGGAAAUUAUGCUCACUGACGAGGGUAGAGGAGGUGAAAAUGAUGGUGAGACUUCUGCCCGUGUGGGCCACAACCAUCAUAUUUUGGACCACCUACGCACAGAUGAUAACCUUUUCAGUUGAGCAAGCCACCACCAUGGAAAGGAAUAUUGGGAGUUUCCAGAUCCCAGCAGGCUCUCUCACAGUCUUCUUUGUGGCUGCAAUACUAAUCACUCUGGCUGUUUAUGACAGAGUCAUAAUGCCCCUUUGGAAAAAAUGGAGAGGCAAACCAGGUUUUACCAACCUACAAAGAAUUGCAAUUGGACUUGUAUUUUCCAUUUCUGGAAUGGCGACUGCAUCUAUAUGCGAGAGGAAACGUUUGUCAGUGGCAAAAGGAGUAAGUGGAAACCAGGCAACACUGCCUAUAAGCGUUUUCCUCCUGAUACCACAGUUCUUCUUGGUUGGUGCUGGUGAAGCAUUCAUAUACACUGGCCAACUUGAUUUCUUCAUAACACAAUCUCCAAAAGGAAUGAAAACAAUGAGCACGGGUCUCUUUCUCACAACAUUGUCUCUUGGUUUCUUUGUGAGCAGUUUCCUUGUCUCAGUUGUUAAGAAAGUUACUGGCACAAGAGAUGGACAAGGAUGGCUAGCUGACAACAUAAACAAGGGCAGGCUUGAUUUGUUCUAUGCAUUGCUUACUAUACUUAGUUUCAUUAAUUUCGCAGCAUUUGUGGCAUGUGCAGUUUGGUACAAGCCUAAGAAACCUAAGCAAGGUUUGGAAAUGGGUGAUGUUAAUGGGUCCUCAGGUGAGGAGAAGUGCUGA
Messenger RNA from Abrus precatorius (Indian licorice), 1817 nucleotides. RefSeq names its product protein NRT1/ PTR FAMILY 6.2. Gene Ontology annotation, cellular component: membrane. Gene Ontology annotation, molecular function: transmembrane transporter activity. Gene Ontology annotation, biological process: oligopeptide transport; transmembrane transport. The transcript is spliced from 6 exons. Bases 75 to 1817 code for a protein of 580 amino acids. Lineage: Eukaryota; Viridiplantae; Streptophyta; Magnoliopsida; Fabales; Fabaceae. The record is from RefSeq and is a predicted model, not a curated record.